AUGAAUGACUCUGUUAUCCCGGAGCUAUAUCCAGAGUCUGAAUACAAUCCUAGUCGUGAUGUUGUGGAAGGUGAUGGACGCAUUAGCAUAGAGGACUUACUGAAUCCUCUUAGUGAGAAGCCUACUUAUGGAAAACUUAGGAAGAGAGAGCUUCAGAUUAAGAAGAAUACUAGAACUGUUCAUGCGCCACUUUCAAAGGCAGUUCAAUCGAAGGUUGAGAGAACAACAGCCUAUGAGAGAUCAAAGAAAGAUGUCACCAAGUGGCAGCCUAUUAUUCAGAGAAAUAGAGAGGCACCAACUAUUUUCUUUGAUGAAAAUGUAAAUCUAGGAUUUUCAACUGUAGGAGCAAUAGCGUCUGAAUUUGAACCUAGAACUGAAUUUGAAAAGAAAAUAGCUGCACUAGUUUAUGAUGACAAAGUUGUGGAAGCUCAUAAAAUGGAUGGUUCUAAGCUUCUUGAAAUGAACCAGGUGUCUAUUGAAGAUGAGAAGGAUAGGCAAAAUCGGAUUGCUAAAAUGCGGAGCCUUCUUUUUCAUCAUGAAAUGAAGAAAAAGCAUAUUAAAAAGAUAAAGUCCAGAACAUUUCAUCGUCUGUUGAAGAAAGAUAGGUUAAAGGCAGAAGCUUCUCAGAUACAAAUGGACCCCGAAGCUGCUAAAGAAUAUGCCAUGAAACGAGAGCGUGAAAGGGCUGAGGAACGCAUGACUCUAAAACACAAAAACCAUAAUAGGUGGGCUAAGCGUAUUAUACAGCGUGGUUUAAAUAGUCAAGAUGAAGGAACUCGUGCUGCUAUUGCUGAACAACAUCUAAGGCAUGCUGAAUUGACAAGAAAAAUGCACUCUAUGAACGGUAGCAGCAGUAGCAGUGAAGAUACCAGUGAUGAGGAUGAGGAUGAGAACUCUGCUGCUUCUGAUCAGGAUAGAGCUUACAAGCUUUUGGGAAAAGCUAAAGAUAAAACAAUGAAAGUGUUGGAGGAAGAAGAUGAAGUUCCCAAAUCAGGAUUGCUUUCUUUGCCUUUUAUGAGGCGUGGAUUGGAGAAAAGAAAAGAGGAAGCUGUUGAAGAAGCUAAUCUUGCUUUCCAAGAAUAUGAAGAUUCUUUGAAGAAGCUUGAGAAUUCUGGUGGCUCAGAAGAUCUAAAAGCUGCUUUGACCAGUGGCAGAAGAGUAUUUGGACCAGCCAAAGCUCAGAUAUCUGGUACCAGUAUUAAGGAAAAAUCAGAUAACUGCUAUGAAGGCAGUGAUAGUGAGGAUGAUUUGGGAAUCGGCAAAAGUGGCAACAUGGAGAAUAUGGAAAGUGACCUUUUGCAUAAUGAGGAUUUAGUUGUAAUGCAACAAGAAACCGAUACUCUCCAGAAGUCUGUUUUUAAGAACAUUGAUGAUAUUAUUGAAAAUCCUGGGCCAAAAACUACAUAUGAAGUUUCCAUGUUUGUGUCAGAUUCAUGGAAAAAGGCAAAAAACAAAAAUGAAGACACAGCUAUGAAGAAGUCUCCAAAGCUUACAGGGCCAGUUAGGCAAGAUAUAAAAGAUACUGAAAAGGAACUUAGAGAGGAUAGUGAUACCGAUAGUGAAGGACAGAUGGUGGAUGGAAUUCUGUCUUCUGUUUCUAAAGUGCCUUAUGAACUUCCUUCUCAAGAGGAGCUCAUUCGGCUAACUUUUGCUGGGGAUGAUGUAGAAGAUGAUUUUGAAAAGGACAAGCAGGAAAUCCUCAACCUAGAAAAUCCUGAGCCAGAAAAGCCUCUAUUACUUCCUGGCUGGGGCCAGUGGACACAUAUACAGGAAAAGAAAGGUUUACCGUCGGGGAUGCUGAAAAAACAUGAAGAGGCCCAAACAAAGAGGGCAGAGGCUCUCAAAAAGAGGAAGGAUGCUCGGCUAAAACAUGUGAUUAUAUCUGAGAAGAUAGACAAGAAGGCUGAGAAACUGCAUACUAAAUCAUUGCCUUUCCCGUUUACUUCCAAAGAGGUCUUUGAACAGAGCAUGCGUGUGCCUGUCGGACCUGAAUUUAAUCCAGCAUCUGCAAUUGGUCUUCUUAAUCGACCAGAAGUGGUGAAGAAACCAGGUGUUAUUAUAAAACCAAUAGAGUUUGAAGACGUGAAUCCUCAUGAAAAACCAGAACAGCGUAGUGGUGGUGAUAAGCGAAAGUUAAAAAAAAAUAGUCGCAUUGGUGGCAAAUCCAUAAAAAAGGCGAAAGCAGGAGGCAAAAGUUAA
Messenger RNA from Sphenostylis stenocarpa, 2199 nucleotides. The record is from the annotation of a GenBank genome assembly. NCBI's taxonomy places the organism in Eukaryota, Viridiplantae, Streptophyta, Magnoliopsida, Fabales, Fabaceae.